CACUCUGCACACCUUUUCCACUUACUAAUUAAGGCCCUGUCUCACAGCAAGAGAGUUUUGGGCCCGCUGUCUCUGGAAGGGAAUACCUGCAAGACAGAGAAUAACCAUGAAGCUCUUUGGAACGGCUUUCUUCUCUCUGGCUGUGUUCAGCUUAUGGAGCGCUACUGCUUCAGCACAGGAAUCUGUUGGUACUGCUACAACAUCCACCGCGACGCAAGCACCUUCUGAACAAGCACAGCUUCAACCGACAAUAAGCACAGCUUCAACAAGCACAGUUUCUUCAUUAGGAAGUACUUCUAUAUCAUCUUCUAAAGAGAAUAAAACCUCUCAAACAACAUCAACCCCUGUAGAGAUACUAUCAACUACAAACAAUAGCAGCUCUACAACAGGUACUACCCAUUCACUUCCACCGAGUAAUGAGACAGCAGCAUCCGAGUUGACACCAACGGCUAUCGGUCCAGACAUUACCACAACUGGAAAUGUCACAGGGAAUCAAACACUCCCAGAAAGCAAAUCUCAAAAUACAACACAAAGUGAGCCUGACAGUACAGGAAGCGACUCUGGAAAAACAAAACAGGUGCUGGAUAGUUCCUCUUACAUCAACAUUCUUUUGCCAGUCAUCAUUGCUUUGAUAGUAAUAACCCUCUCAGUAUGCAUCCUGGUGGCUUUGUACAGAAUCUGCUGGAAGACAACUCCAGAGAGGCAAGAGAAUGAAACUGAACACACAUCAUUAGAUAAAGAGAAUGUGAAAUUAAUUUCUGUUAAGACAACUUCUCCAGAGUCUGGAGAACACUCCUCUCAGGGGAAGAAUAAAACUCGGCAGCAUGAUGACUCUUCACAUUUGGGCAACAAAUGUGUGUGAAGAAUUCUUAUUUCAUGGUUUCUUGCCGGAUUCACUCACCAAAGCAGAAAUUCCCCCUGGAACAGUGUGGAUCAACAGACAAAUAGAAUAUGCACAUUUAACUGCUGUAUAACGUGUUACUCUGAAACUGCCUCCUUCUCUCGUCUAUGCCUGCUGUUUUCCACUGGAAAUCCUCUUUUCUUUUUUUGUCUGUGGUGUAACUGGUGUAUAGUAUAUAUUUAUUGCU
This is a messenger RNA of Gekko japonicus, 1088 nucleotides long. It is a transcript of the gene EMCN, whose product is annotated as endomucin. Bases 107 to 862 code for a protein of 251 amino acids. NCBI's taxonomy places the organism in Eukaryota, Metazoa, Chordata, Lepidosauria, Squamata, Gekkonidae. The record is from RefSeq and is a predicted model, not a curated record. The transcript has 12 exons.